UCCAGCUCUACAUGUUUCUUCUCAAAGCUAUGAGCACGCACAUACUGCACAGUCUGACGACCACCGAGGCCAGGCAGAAGCGCUGACCAACCCCCCUUGUGCCACUGGCAAGUCCGCCUGUCGAGGACAAACUCCGCUUAUCUGCGCUAUUUCCGUCAUGACGCUGCUCAUCAAUAUUGACCUGACGGACGGCAUGCGAUACUAUAAGUCGGUCACGACAUCCACUUGACCAGACUCAAUUCGCAUCCACAGCAUCAGCACCGCCAGCAAUGGCAGCAUCGACAGACUCCAAGACCAUCGUCCUCAUCACCGGCGCCAACUCCGGCAUCGGGUACGAGCUAGCCUCCCAGCUCCUCGCAAAAGGCACCUACCACAUCCUCCUCUGCGCGCGCAGUCCCUCCAAAGGCGCCGCCGCCGUCGCAGCCCUGCGUGCCCAGCACCCAACCCACAGCAGCAACAUCACCUCCCUCACGCUCGACGUGACCUCGGACGUGACCAUCACCGCCGCCGCCGACAAAAUCGCGCAAGACUACGGCCGCCUCGACAUCCUCGUCAACAACGCCGGCAUCACGGCCGCGACGCCCCCGCUGCGCGCUCAGAUGCGCUUAGCCUUCGACACGAACGCGACCGGGCCAGCCGUAGUCGGCGAGGCGUUCGCGCCGCUCCUCCGCGCUGCCGCAGCGCGCGGCACCACGCCCCGGAUCGUCAACGUCAGCUCUGGCGCGGGCAGCAUCGCGAGCCGGCUGGACAAAACCGCCUUCAUCCACGACGCGGACUUGCUGCAGUACCGGGCCAGUAAGGCGGCGCUGAACAUGGUGACGGUGUGCCAGGCGUGGGCGUUUGCGGAUGUGGGCGCCAAGGUCUUCGCGUUUUGCCCUGGCUUUACGGUCAGUGAGAUUAGUCCGCAGAAUACGGCGGAGGCGGGGGCGAGGGCUACGCAGGAGAGUGUACUGCCCUUGGUCGAUGUGCUGGAGGGGAAGAGGGAUAAGGAGGCGGGAAUGUUCUUGCAUGAGGGUGGGACGUAUCCGUGGUAGGGUGGUGAAGGUGGUUUGGGGGCGGCUCUUCGUCUUUCUGUAACUAAGAAGGCUUCCUUUAGCACGUGGAUGGAGCCGUGCAUGAAUCCUCACCUAUCUACCUAUGAGUGCGGGCGAGGGGCGGUCAUGUGAUGCAAUUGGAUGCGCGAGCGGGGUUUCGGAAGCUGCCUACCUAGGCACAUACCUGAUUUGCUUGCAGUCGCCUUAUUUUUCUCUUCUUCUUCUUCUUCAUCUCACACUUCGCUACUACAAUGCCGUUGUCUCACGUCUGCGUCACUGCCCUGUCCGCCACGUCUGCUCGCGCAAUUUCACUGCUUUGUACAACGUUACAGCCGCCGGGUACCUGGCCUUGCUGACGUUGUUGUCGGAUUGCGGCU
Aplosporella prunicola CBS 121167 is the source of this 1411-nucleotide messenger RNA. RefSeq lists its product as uncharacterized. NCBI's taxonomy places the organism in Eukaryota, Fungi, Ascomycota, Dothideomycetes, Botryosphaeriales, Aplosporellaceae. The coding region runs from base 270 to 1034 and encodes 254 amino acids. The transcript is spliced from 2 exons. The record is from RefSeq and is a predicted model, not a curated record.